Heterobasidion irregulare TC 32-1 is the source of this 993-nucleotide messenger RNA. RefSeq lists its product as uncharacterized. Gene Ontology annotation, cellular component: U2-type spliceosomal complex; post-mRNA release spliceosomal complex. The annotation marks the transcript as partial. The transcript is spliced from 5 exons. The record is from RefSeq and is a predicted model, not a curated record. NCBI's taxonomy places the organism in Eukaryota, Fungi, Basidiomycota, Agaricomycetes, Russulales, Bondarzewiaceae. Gene Ontology annotation, biological process: mRNA splicing, via spliceosome.
CAAGGAUUCAACAAGUAUUACCCCCCAGAUUAUGACGGUGAAAAACACAAGAGUCUUAACUCGUAUCGGGGUAAACAUGCCUUGGGCGACCGAGCUCGCAAGAUUGACCAGGGAAUCCUCAUCACCCGUUUUGAGCUGCCUUUCAAUAUCUGGUGCGGCACAUGCAACGCUCACAUCGGCAUGGGCGUCCGAUACAACGCUGAGAAGAAGAAGAUCGGCAAAUAUUACUCUACGCCCAUCUUCUCCUUCCGGUGUAAAUGCCACCUCUGUAGUGGUUGGUUUGAGAUUCAGACAGACCCGCAGAACACUCGGUACGUCGUCGUCUCUGGGGCGCGGCAGAAAGACGAGGACUGGGAUCCGGAGGAGAACGGUGGCUACGCCAUCCAUGAUACCGAAGGAAAAGACGUAGCCGUCGACCCGCUGAUCGCGCUCGAGAAGUCGGUAGACUCGCAGAACUUUGCCACCAAAGUGCAAGCCCCGCGGAUCGAGCAGCUGCAGAACAUGUCCGAGCACUAUAACGCCGAUCCAUACGCGCACUCGCUGCGCCUGCGGAAGCGCUUCAGAGAGGAGAAAAAGGUGGAGAAACAGAAAGAAGAGGCAGACAAUAACAUCAAGGCGCGAUAUGGGCUGCCAUCGGAGCUUUCACUUUUACGAGACGACGACACUUCCAUCCAAGAAGCAAGUGACGCAUGGGCAAAGGCUAGGAGCGACCGGGUGAGAGAGGAAGCCAGCAAAAGACGAAAGCUGGAUCUGGACAAGCCACUGCUCCCGUCGAGUGCGAGAUCGGCAUCAGGCUCCAGGAAACAGUCAGGGUCGAGCUCCAAGGUCAAGCUAUCCUUGCCAAACUCAUCGUCUGACAUGGUAUCGUCCCUCCGAGCACGUAUACUGUCUAACACGAGUCGCCAAUCGGGCGUCUUUUUGACCAGUAUUCCGCAGCCGGGAAAGAGGUUUCCAGACGAGAAAGCGGCUGGGUUUCUGAAAAAGAAAGGCUGA